Molecule: messenger RNA, 1012 nt
Organism: Cicer arietinum (chickpea)
Lineage: Eukaryota; Viridiplantae; Streptophyta; Magnoliopsida; Fabales; Fabaceae
Product: oleosin Ara h 10.0101-like
Biological process (GO): response to freezing; lipid storage; seed oilbody biogenesis
Cellular component (GO): membrane; monolayer-surrounded lipid storage body
Source: RefSeq, a predicted model, not a curated record
UCUAUUAAUUUUUUCAAUUCACAACUCUUCUUUUAUAAGCUAUCAUCACAAAAAUCACACCAUCUUCAUAUUCUCUUCUAAACUUUUCGUUCUGUAAAAAACAAAAAAACUUGGUAACCAUAAAAACAAUGACGGAUCGUCAAACCCCACACACAGUUCAAGUUCACACAACACACCGUUACGAUACCGCUGUUAACCCUCAACAACGUUAUGAAACUAGCGCUGUUAACCCUCAACAGCGUUAUGUAACUGGAGCUACCCAUUACUCAUCAGACAAAUCUCCAUCAACCUCUCAAGUUGUUGCCGUGAUUGCCGGCCUUCCAGUAGGCGGCAUACUUCUCACACUUGCUGGACUCUCCCUUAUCGGAACUCUCACCGGACUGGCAGUCACAACCCCACUUUUCAUCCUCUUCAGCCCUGUUCUUGUUCCGGCCACCAUUGUCAUCGGGUUGGCUGUUGCCGGGUUUUUGACGUCAGGAGCUUUCGGGCUGACAGCUCUUUCGUCAUUCUCGUGGGUUAUGAACUACAUCCGGCAGACACAAGGAACUGUGCCGGAGCAGCUGGAGUACGCGAAGCGGAGGAUGGCGGAUGUGGCAGGUUACGUGGGGCAGAAGACAAAGGAGGCAGGACAGAAGACAAAGGAGGUUGGACAAGAUAUACAGUCAAAGGCUCAAGAUGCAAAGAGAACAUCAGCUGCAACAACUACAACAGGAUCAACUACAACAACAGCGGCAGCAUGAAUGGGUUUGGUUUAGUGCUUUGGGGGUUUAUGUAGGAUAUGUAUAAUAAAUGAUGAUGUAUAUGUCAUUUCAUGUGGACUUGCACUUCCUUUGUGUUUUGUAGGUUUGUUUUCUUUAAGUAUGGGUGCUUUGACAUCACUCUUUAUAUAGAUAGGUUGGCUCAUGGAAGUAUUUCACAUUUUGUUGCCUUGCAUUGUUGAAUUCAUUAUGUGAACUAUGUUUUAUGUUGGUGUCAUAAUUAUAUAUUAUCAACGCUUUUUACUUUGUUAAAA